Rubroshorea leprosula is the source of this 3366-nucleotide messenger RNA. Lineage: Eukaryota; Viridiplantae; Streptophyta; Magnoliopsida; Malvales; Dipterocarpaceae. The record is from the annotation of a GenBank genome assembly.
AAACUUUAAUAUUAUCAUAAUAUUUGCAGUUCCAGUUCCAUGGAGUUACUAACAUGGGCUACCUUCUUUUUAUACUGUUCGAUUGGUUUUGGCACCAGACUUGGGGCAACGGCAAGGGCUAUGACGGGGACAAAAUCUCAAGGAGCAGAGGCAGAAGCUCUCCUGAAAAGUGGGUGGUGGGAUGACACUCCCCGCAAAUCUACAAAUCACUGUGGUUGGCCUGGUGUAACAUGUGACAGUACUGGAAGUGUCACCGAAAUUCAUUCAUCAAAUCCUAUUAUCGGUGUGGGAGAGAAGUUUGGAAAAAUGAACUUUUCUUCCCUUCCCAAUCUUGUUCGGCUUGAUCUCAGCGGUCUAGGAAUCAAGGGGAGCAUCCCACCUCAAAUUGGUGCUCUUUCAAGUCUCAAGCACCUAAAUCUGUCCAGUAAUGAUCUAAGAGGUGCGUUACCUUCUUCACUUGGAAAUCUAACUCAAUUAGUGGUGCUUGACAUUUCUUUCAAUUACAUCAAUUCCAUCCCACCUCAAAUUGGUGCUCUUUCAAGUCUCAAGCACCUAAAUCUGUCCACUAAUGAUCUAAGAGAAGUUGAGAAUUUGAAGAAUCUUGUCUCCUUGAACUUGACAAGGAAUUACUUUUUUGGAUCGAUUCUUCAAACUCUAGGCCAUUUGACCAAUCUUGCUUACCUGCACUUGACCUCAAAUCCUUUAAAUUGUAGUAUACCUCCAGAAACAUGGAACUUGAAAAAUCUAGUCGUCUUAGACCUGAGCCAUUGCCAACUAACUGGUCCAAUCUCUUCUGAUAUCAGUCAGAAUUUAACCCAUUUGGUAUCUUUGGAUCUGUCCUUUAACAUGCUUAGAGGUCCAAUACUUUCCUCUCUUGGUCUAUUGCCCAAUUUAAUUACUUUGGAUCUAUCCAAUAUCUUGCUUGAAGGUCCAAUACCUUCCUCUCUUGGUCUAUUUCCUAAUUUAGUUACUUUGGAUCUAUCCAAUAACUUGCUUAAAGGUCCAAUACCUUCCUCUCUUGGUUCAUUACCCAAUUUAGUUACUUUAGAUCUAUCCAAUAACAUGCUUGAAGGUCCAAUCCCCUCAUCUCUUGGUCAAUUAACCAAUUUGUCAACUUUAUCCCUUGGAUUCAAUAAAUUCAACAGCUGUAUCCCUCCAGAAUUCGGAAAUUUAAGGAAUCUCACCUAUUUGAGUAUCGCGGGGGCCCAACUCAUUGGUCCACUUCCUUCAACUUUGGGUUACCUGACAAAUUUGAAAACCUUUGUUCUUUAUGGAAAUCAAAUCAAUUGUUCUAUCCCUGUAGAACUAGCAAAACUUAGGAGCUUGACUUGGUUGGAUCUCGGUAUCAACAAAUUAGGGGGUUCAAUUCCUGCAUCUUUGGGUCUAUUGUCUAAUUUGAGCUCUUUGUUCCUUGACUCAAAUGGUUUUGAGGGUUUCAUUCCACCAAAAUUAGGAAAUCUAAACAAUUUGCAACUGCUUUGGCUCAGGGAGAACAAAAUAACUGGUCCACUCCCUCCCACUCUAUUUCAUUUAACUAAUUUAGAGUCGUUGCGGCUUGAUUCAAAUCUUUUGGAAGGUUUGAUACCUGAAGACAUUGGGAAUACAAGAUCUUUGCAAUAUUUGAUACUUUCCCAAAAUAGAUUGAGUGGACCGAUCCCGACUCAGAUUGUGAAUUGCUCCAACUUGGAACUUUUGUUGUUGAGCAACAACUCUCUAAAUGGAAGUAUCCCUCCUCAUAUUGGCAAUCUCUCAAUGCUCUUACAAAUUGAUUUCAGCCAGAAUUACAUCAAUGGAGAAAUGCCUUUCCAACUUGGGAAUUUAACAAAUUUAGUGGUCUUAGAUUUGAGUUGCAACAAUCUUUCUGGCUCUAUUCCCCAUUUGCCACCUAGUUUGAAUAAACUUAAUUUGUCAUAUAAUUCUUUUGUGGGUCAAAUCCCAAAUAAUUUGCAUCAUUUUCCUCAAAGUUGUUUCAUUGGAAACAAGGAUUUAAAUGAUGAACAACUUAUUGGGUCCCCUUCUCUCCCCCCUUCUCUCCCCCCAUCCCUUAUUGAAGAUAAAAAAUCAAGCAGCAGAGAAUCAAGACAUGAUUCAUUGCCGAGGCAUCUUAAAAUUAUUCUUCCGAGCACCAUUUCUCUUGCCUUGGUAUCUUUGGCAUUGUUGUUACUAUCUCGAGGAGUACAUGGAGCUAAAUGUAAGGAAGUAGAUCCAAGUCCAAUGAAAAAUGGGGAUAUAUUCUCAAUAUGGAACUUUGAUGGAAGGGUUGCAUAUGAAGACAUCAUUGAAGCAACUGAGGAUUUUGACAUAAGAUAUUGCAUUGGUACUGGGGGCUAUGGAAGUGUUUAUAGAGCACUCUUGCCAAAUGGUAAAGUAGUCGCUUUGAAGAAACUUCAUCGAAGGGAAGCAGAGGAACCAGCUUUUGAUAAGAGUUUUAAGAAUGAGGUUAAGAUGUUGACAGAAAUACGACAUAGGAACAUUGUGAAGCUUCAUGGAUUCUGUCUGCAUAGGAGAUGCAUGUUUUUGAUCUAUGAAUACAUGGAAAAAGGAAGCUUGUUUUGUGUGCUCAGAAGUGACGAAGAAGCGGUGGAGCUAGAUUGGAACAAAAGGGUGAAUAUCAUAAAAAACAUAGUGCAUGCUUUGUCUUAUCUUCACCAUGACUGCAUCCCACCCAUCAUUCAUAGAGACAUAUCAAGCAAUAACAUUCUAUUGAACUCGGCACUGAAGGCUUUUAUUUCUGACUUUGGAAAUGCUAGGCUUUUGGAUCCUGAUUCAUCCAAUCAUACCAUACUUGCUGGCACUUACGGUUAUAUUGCCCCAGAGCUUGCUUAUACGAUUGCUGUGACUGAGAAGUGUGAUGUUUAUAGUUUUGGGGUGGUGGCAUUAGAAAUACUAAUGGGAAGGCAUCCUAGAGAACUAUUGACAUUGUCAUCAUCACUGUCUUCUUUGCAAAAUGUGAUGCUAAGGGACAUAUUAGAUACGCGCCUGCCCCCUCCAAGAAGCAUAAAUGUAACCCAGAAUAUUGUAGUUGUUGCAACAAUUGCAUUUGCUUGCUUGCAUGCAAAACCCAAGUCCAGGCCAACCAUGAAAUUUGUGUCUCAACAGUUUGUUGCCCGCCAAAGACCACUUUCGAAACCUUUUCCAGCUAUUUCCCUAUUGGAGCUGGUGAAUAGUGAUUUGGGAAUGGAAAAUGGAAGAUAAUCUCAAUUAGAAGUUUCAAGUCAUCCAGAUAAGCAUCAUGGUUCCCCCUCAAAUUAGAUGCGAGCGAGUAUCCUAUGGAUCAUCUCUUUUUUCCCUCAUAUUUUAAGUUCUGUUUGUCCCUUUUCAUGCCGCAAUUUUCUGUUUAAAAAUGAUUAAAUGGAAUUCAUGAGA